UUCAUGAAAAUACAGAGAAAAUAGGAAAGAAAAUGAAGGAGAAGGAGUGCAAAAAUGAAGAAAAUAAGAAUAAUUCAAAAGGAAUUAUUAUCAUAUUGGGUGUUUAUAUUCAUUGUCAGGGAUGUAAACAACAAGUGCUUAAAUCUCUUCGUGGCUUUGAUGGUGUGGAGGAAGUUGAGAUUGACGAGAAAAAUCAUAAAGUGGUGGUGAAAGGGAAGAAAUUAGAUCCUCUAAAUGUGGCUGAGAGACUAAGGAAAAAAAGUGGUAAACAUGUGGAAUUAAUUUCUCCAAUUCCAUCUAAGAAGAAAGAAGAAGAGAACAAGGAGAAAAAACAAGAGCCUAAGAUUAUUGAAGUGAUUUUGAAACUAUAUUUACACUGUGAAGGAUGUGCUAAAGAUGUCAAGCAAUGCAUUCACAAAAUGCCAGGAGUUCAAACAGUGGAUCCAGAAAUGAAGAACAAUAUUGUGAAAGUGAAAGGAUCAAUGGAUCCACAAAAACUAGUAGAAUUCAUCAACAAAAAAACAGGAAGACAUGCUGAAAUUAUUAAGAAGAUUGACAAAGAGAAAAAUGAAAAAACAUUAUGUGAUAAAAAUUCAUGUGAUAUUAAAAAAUGUUGCAAUAAUUGCCAACAUGAUUAUCUUCAAUUUGUUUAUGCUCCUCAAAUUUUUAGCGAUGAGAAUCCUAAUUCUUGCUCAAUUAUGUGA
Solanum verrucosum is the source of this 704-nucleotide messenger RNA. RefSeq names its product heavy metal-associated isoprenylated plant protein 8-like. NCBI's taxonomy places the organism in Eukaryota, Viridiplantae, Streptophyta, Magnoliopsida, Solanales, Solanaceae. Gene Ontology annotation, molecular function: metal ion binding. The record is from RefSeq and is a predicted model, not a curated record. The coding region runs from base 33 to 704 and encodes 223 amino acids. The transcript is spliced from 5 exons.